This is a messenger RNA of Telopea speciosissima, 1697 nucleotides long. RefSeq names its product ATPase GET3B-like. The record is from RefSeq and is a predicted model, not a curated record. Bases 39 to 1274 code for a protein of 411 amino acids. Lineage: Eukaryota; Viridiplantae; Streptophyta; Magnoliopsida; Proteales; Proteaceae. Gene Ontology annotation, biological process: post-translational protein targeting to endoplasmic reticulum membrane. Gene Ontology annotation, cellular component: GET complex. Gene Ontology annotation, molecular function: ATP hydrolysis activity; ATP binding. The transcript is spliced from 12 exons.
GUUCGAAGUUCGAACUCCUCGUCCUAAAAAACGAGAAAAUGGCACCUUGUGUUCCCUCCAUUUCUUCGGUUUGCAUUAAUCGAUUCUCUGCAACAAAUUCCAUAGCCAUGGCGGGUUUGUUCACUCACAUAUCCAAAAACCAAGCCCCUUUCUCUCUGUUGAAAAUAACCAGAAGCUUCGGUUUCACCUCGCUUCCCACCGCGAGAAAACCAUUCAGAAAUUCAUUUCAAGUGAGAUCGGUUGCUGCUCCUGCUGAAGCUGUUAUUGGUUUUGAUGAGAUGGCUGCUGGGACACAACGGAAAUAUUAUAUGUUAGGUGGGAAAGGAGGGGUUGGAAAGACAAGCUGUGCUGCAUCUCUUGCUGUAAAAUUCGCAAACAAUGGGCACCCCACUAUUGUAGUAUCCACUGAUCCAGCACACUCCCUGAGUGACUCUUUUGCCCAGGAUUUGACUGGGGGGACACUAGUACCAGUCGAGGGGCUAGAAUCUCCACUAUUUGCUCUUGAGAUAAACCCUGAGAAGGCUAGGGAAGAGUUCCGUUCUGCUAGUCAAAAAAAUGGUGGGACUGGGGUCAAAGACUUUAUGGAUAGCAUGGGUCUUGGAAUGCUUGUUGAGCAGUUAGGAGAACUAAAACUAGGAGAGUUGCUGGACACACCUCCUCCUGGUCUGGAUGAAGCUAUUGCAAUUUCCAAGGUUAUGCAAUUUGUUGAAGCGCAAGAAUACAGUAUGUUUACUCGGAUAGUUUUUGAUACUGCACCCACAGGUCAUACUCUUCGACUUUUAUCCCUGCCAGACUUCUUGGAUGCAUCCAUUGGCAAGAUCUUGAAGCUAAAGAAGAAACUAACUUCAGCAACUUCAGCCAUCAAAUCUGUUUUUGGGCAGGAAGAUACCAAGCAGGAUGCUUCUGACAAAUUAGAGCAACUGAGGGAGAGGAUGGGGAAAGUUCGAGAGCUUUUCCGGGACACAGACUCAACUGAAUUUGUUAUAGUAACAAUUCCCACGGUCAUGGCUAUUAGUGAGUCUUCAAGGUUGCGUGCUGCUUUGAAGAAGGAAAAUGUUCCCGUCGAAAGGCUUAUUGUUAAUCAGGUUCUACCACCAUCAGCAUCAGACUGCAAGUUUUGUGCAAUGAAACGGAAGGAUCAGAUGCGUGCCCUUGAUAUGAUACGGAAUGAUCCUGAACUUUCUGGGUUGAGGACAAUCCAGGCACCCCUAGUUGAUGUAGAAAUCAGAGGUGUUCCAGCUCUUAAAUUUUUGGGGGACAUGGUUUGGAAGUAAUGUUCUGUUCCAGGAUAUAUGCAUAAUAGUUUGUGGUUCAGUGACUCAUCCAUAGAAACUGCAAGAAACCAAUCUUUUCAUGGCAGCUGCUUGCGCAUCAAGAUCUGUCCAUGUCCGUACAGAAAAAAAUCCCUGCAUCCUCGAAUGAUAGUUUUGGAUGCUGACAGACGUAGCUUCCAAAUUGAGGAAAUUAAGGUAAAUUCGGAAGUUUUUGGUUGUGUAGUGGAACAGGAAACUGGUGAUUCUUUUCCUGAAGUUUUUUUUGUUUAAUGUAUUGGGAAUAUAGCUGCUGUUCUGAAAUCUUGUUUUUCUGUUCCCUCCAUUGGAUGGAAGCUGAGAAAUGCCAACUAUAAGAUGGAUGAUGACAGCACAGUCGUCCAACAUCCCAAAUGCAUCUCUGCGAUGCUACAGGUUUACUUUGAA